Ichthyophthirius multifiliis is the source of this 3197-nucleotide messenger RNA. RefSeq names its product importin-beta n-terminal domain protein. The record is from RefSeq and is a predicted model, not a curated record. Gene Ontology annotation, biological process: protein import into nucleus. Gene Ontology annotation, cellular component: nuclear envelope; cytosol. The transcript has 3 exons. Lineage: Eukaryota; Ciliophora; Oligohymenophorea; Hymenostomatida. Gene Ontology annotation, molecular function: small GTPase binding.
AUGGAGGAUAUAAAAUAAGCCAUAAACCUUUGCGUAAAACCCUAAAAUCAGCAAGAAAUAGAAAAAGGCCAAUAAUUUUUAGAAUCCUAAAGCUUACAACCUUAAUACAUAGUAAAAUUACUAGUAAUAGCCGAAGAUACACAACUCGAUAUAAAUAUUAGAUAAUUCUCAUUAGCAAACUUAAAAAACAAUAUAAAGAAAUAUUGGAAACCGAAAAAAGAUGAGGAACCUCGCUUUACUGAAGAAGAUAAAAACACAGUAAGAAAUAACAUAUUAGAAGCUUUAAUUCGUUCAUCUACUAUUGAUAAAUUAUGCAAGCUUUACACAAAAAUAAUAUAUGAUAUCUGCGCUUACGACUAUCCUUAAAACUGGUCAGAUUUUGUUGACUCUGCAAUAUAAAAAUUGACGACAUCUUAAGAUGAAAAAGAAAUUUAUGGAUGUUUAUAAUGUUUACUUUAAAUUUUUAGCCAUUUAUAAUUUGAAUUAAAUGAAAGAAAGCCUUUAGAUGAUUUAAUUUUGAAAACUUUCCCUGCUUAUUAACUUCUUUUAUAGAAGCUUAUCCCUGUAUAUAAUUAAGAUAAUGCUUAUCUUUUAAAACCUAUCCUAAAAUCAUUUUUCAUGACCAUAAAUCUUUAAUUAUCUAUUCAUUUAUAAAAACCAGAAGCUUUAGAUGAAUGGUUGAAAUUUUUCAAAAUGUUAAUAGAUUCUAUUAUGCCUUCUGAAUUAACAUCACCCACAACUAACCAAGAAAUAAUGGACUAAAGAAAUAAGCAUCCUUUAUGGAAGAAUAAAAAAUGGGCUGGCCGUAUAAUAAACCGCUUCAUAAUAAGAUACUCUAAUCUAAAAGUAAUCGAAAAAGAACUCAUUCCAUUAGCCGAAUGGUUAAUAGAAGCUCAUAUGCCUAAAUAUCUUGAAUCUUUCCUUAACUAAUUAGUUUUAUCCCAAAAACAAUUCAUAGGUAACGCUACAAUUCACUUUUCAUUAAAAUUCUUAGUAAAAUCUAUCCGAUUUUCUAAAUUAUUUACCAUUCUAGUGCCUUAUAUCGAAACUAUUCUCUACGACUGUCUUAUUCCCCUAUUAAGUUUCACCCCUAGAGAACAUGAUCUAUGGCAAAAUGAUCCACAUGAAUAUAUAAGAUAAGAAGAUGAAUUUAUAUCUUCUGAUGAAUUAAAUAGCCAUAAAAUAAUAGCUACAGAACUGAUACUCAAUCUAGUUAAAAACGAAUUUUCUAAAACUUAAUACUUACUCUAACUUCUCCCUUAUUGUGUAUCUUAUUUAGAAAAAGGCGUAAAUCCAAGAAACGAGUCUUAGUAAUUAUCCCUAGCUACUAAAGACGGAAUAUUUUUCUUAAUAGGCCAAUUAAAAGACAUUAUCAUUAGAGAAAACUCUGUAAAAGAUUCAUUGGAAUUGCUACUCUAAAAAUACGUCUUUGUAGAAUUUUAGAAUUAAAACGAUAUUAUAAAAGCCAGAGCAUGCUACUUAUUAGGUAAAUAUGGUAAUAUUGACUUCCAAAACCCCCAAAAUAUAAUUCAAUCAGUCUAAGGUAUCACUUCUUGUAUGGCAAAUGCAAAUCUUCCGGUCAGAUUUAAGGCUGCUUUGGCUUUAAAUACUAUAAUUUAACAAAAGCAAGCCAAAGAAUUAAUCAAAAAUCACCUCUAAGACGUUCUUAAAAUUUACUUGAAAUUGAUGGAUGAAAUCGACAGUGAAGAACUUGUGUCUGCCUUAGAAGGUUUAGUAGAAUAAUUUGAAGAUUAAAUAGCACCUUUUGCCUAUGAUUUAUGUUUACAUUUAACUUCUGCUUUUUUCAAAUAUAUCCAGAAAUUAUCCGAUACAGAAAAAGAUGAAGGAGAAAGCGAAAUGGCAGCCUCUUAGUGUAUUUAUGCUAUAGGUAAAAUAUAUUCUUCUCCGAUUUCUUAGUAAGUAGUUUAAAGCCUAGAAUCAUUAGUUUUACCAGUCAUAAAUACUUGCUUAACAAAAGAAAACUGUUUUAUUGAUGAAAUCUUACAUUUAUUAUAGUAGAUUGUAUAUAAAAGUUAAAAAAUAUCAGUUGAUUAAUUCUUCUAUUUCCCUAUUCUCACCUAUAUUUUAUGCGGAAAAGAAAACGUGGAUUUAUCAAACAUUAAAGGCCUUAACGAAGAAUAAAUGAAGCUUUUAGAAAGUGCAGUUAUAGGUUGGGGAUUAGAAUAUGUAAAUGAAAUAGUAAUAAUAUUGAAAAAUUACAUAUAAAAAGGCGAUGAAUUAUUCUGGAAUGCAAAAGAUAUGUUCGGAGUUUCUUUCUUAGAAUUAAUAUUUUUAAUAGUGAAAAAAAUGUACUUUAUAGGCACAAAUGGAAAAAACGAUGAAGAUGAAGGAGGAAUGAUUAGUUCAAUUUAAUUAUUUUAUACUUUAAUAGAAAAUAAUUUAACUUCUGGUAAAAUUAACGGAGUUUUAUUAUAGUAAAUUAUCACAUAAACCUUAUCUAAUUUAAAUAGUUCGAAAAUUAAAUAAGAUGUAGCAGUUGCUAAUUUAGAUACUUUGUCUCUUUGUUUGUAUUUUAAUUUUCAAGAAACUCUUAAUAUUCUAUAUAAUCAAUUAGGAGUCUAAGAUUUUUUGAAACUUUUCAAUAGAUGGUUUUCACUACUUUAAUUUUUCAAAAAUGAUUAUAAUAAAUAGAGAAUUCUAUUAGGAUUCUCUACUUUGAUAUCUUAUCCCAAUUUGCCUAAAGAGUUAGUUGAUUUAGUACCCAGAAUUUUAAAGGAGUGUGUUAAUAUUACUACCUAGAUUAUCUAAUUAAGAGAAGAUGAAGAGUUUGAAGAAGAUAAUAGUUAAGAUGGAGGUAAUAGUACAGGCGAUUUCGCAGAUAUUGGAUAAUAGAAAUAAAAAUAUGAAAAUUAAGAUUAUGAUGAUGAUUUCGAUGAAAACUUUGAUCCGUUUUCCAAAUAUAAAUAUAAUUAUUGUUAUAACUGUCCUCUUGAAAACGUUGAUGAAAUUUUAUUUUUAGAAUAAGAACUAAUAAAAGUAUAAAGUAAUAGAGCAUAUUAUACUCAUUUAACAAAUCUAUUGUAAGAUUAAGAUAAACUUAAACUUUAAGAAAAUAUAAACUAAGCAAGAAAGGAUUACUAAGAAUAUCUACAAAAUAAUUAAAAAUGAAUUUAGAAUUAAAAAUAUGUGUAUUUUUACGAUUUUUUUAUAUUUUAUAGAUUUUAAUUAGUUUAUUU